Choloepus didactylus (southern two-toed sloth) is the source of this 548-nucleotide messenger RNA. RefSeq names its product RNA helicase Mov10l1-like. NCBI's taxonomy places the organism in Eukaryota, Metazoa, Chordata, Mammalia, Pilosa, Megalonychidae. The transcript is spliced from 3 exons. The record is from RefSeq and is a predicted model, not a curated record. Bases 26 to 337 code for a protein of 103 amino acids.
UUUAAUUGGUUGUGUUACCUCUGUAAUGGAAGGUUUUGAACCUUCCCCAAGUGACUGGAUAGAAGCUGAGGUUUCCAUCCAUCUAUCCACCUACAGCAGAAAGGCAAUCUCCAUGAAGCCUCUGAGACAUAAGCACGUGCAUGAGGUCUUCAUCACUAGUUUCUGUGGAAGAAAUAGGGUGAUAGGUGAUAGUAUCUUUUUCACCUUGGAUUCUCUGAAACUUCCUGAUGGAUACAUACCUCAAAGAUCUGAUAUCAUCAAUGUGGUCAUGGUGGAGAGCAUGCAGUUGUGCUAUCUUUGGAGAGCGAUUCCUAUGACCCUAGUGAAAAGGCUGUAAGAAGAAAUCACUAUGUUUAUGCCUAUGCAGCAUUUCCUCUCUUGGCAGAAAAUGGCCUCAUUUAAAUGUGUUUUUUAAAAAAUAGCUUAGCAAACCUCAACAUUUUAUUUCAAAUACAACUUUUCAAAUCCUGGGUAGGUUGGCUAAGAGGAUGUAUCUUCUGGAAAGUGUUCAGCAGUUUUACAAUUGAUUAAAGAGAAUUUCAUCAUAA